This is a messenger RNA of Mercurialis annua (annual mercury), 2817 nucleotides long. Its product is annotated as DEAD-box ATP-dependent RNA helicase 3, chloroplastic. The record is from RefSeq and is a predicted model, not a curated record. Bases 184 to 2487 code for a protein of 767 amino acids. The transcript has 10 exons. Lineage: Eukaryota; Viridiplantae; Streptophyta; Magnoliopsida; Malpighiales; Euphorbiaceae. Gene Ontology annotation, molecular function: helicase activity; zinc ion binding; ATP binding.
UAUACAACACAAACUACUAUAAGAAGAAGACAGUAAGCGAGGUGGAGCUUUGAGAGUCCUACAAUUUAACCCUCUCUGCCUUAUCCUUCCCCUCAUUACUUCUACACACUCUCCUCUGCUUAUCUCCUCCUCUUCUUCCUCUCACUAAACCCUAGAAAACACCAAGAAGAAGAAAUCAAAACAAUGGCUUCUUCUUCAGUUAUUGGUGUUUCUUCCAUAUUUCACACCACUUCAUUAGAAUUAUCCACUAGAAGAACAAAUUCAUCAUCUUUUUCACUACCCACUUCAGAUAAACCUCACUUCAAUUCACUGGUUCUUCAAAGCUCCAAUAUUUGUAGUCAUAGACAUGGAAAUGGACAUUCUUUGGUUACUUGUGCUAUUGCUGCUCCUAAUUCUAUUCUCAGUGAGGAGGCUUUUAAAGGGCUCGGUGGCCGUCUCUCCGACUUUGAGGAUGAUGAUGAUAUUAGUGGGGAUGAGUAUGAGGAGGAGUCUGAUGGUGGUGAGAGUAGUAGUAGUAGUGUUGACGAACUUGCUAUUACUAAACUUGGUUUGCCUCAGAGACUUGUUGACUCCCUUGAGAAACGUGGGAUUACUCACCUUUUUCCUAUUCAGAGAGCUGUCUUAGUUCCUGCGCUGGAGGGCCGCGAUUUGAUUGCUCGUGCAAAGACUGGGACUGGGAAGACUUUGGCCUUUGGGAUUCCGAUUAUUAAACGCCUUACUGAGGAUGAUAAGCAAAGUACACAGAGACGAAAUGGCCGGCUUCCUAGAGUCUUGGUCCUAGCCCCUACUCGCGAGUUAGCAAAGCAAGUGGAGAAAGAAAUUAAAGAGUCUGCACCUUACUUGAGCACUACUUGUGUUUAUGGAGGGGUUUCGUAUAUAACCCAACGGAAUGCUCUUACUAUGGGGGUUGAUGUUGUGGUUGGAACUCCAGGUCGAAUCAUUGAUUUGAUAAACAGUAAUAGCCUCAAAUUAGGAGAAGUUGAAUAUUUGGUCCUUGAUGAAGCUGAUCAGAUGCUUUCAUUUGGAUUUGAAGAAGAUGUAGAAACAAUUUUAGAAAAUCUUCCAUCUAAACGACAGAGCAUGCUUUUCUCUGCUACUAUGCCUACUUGGGUGAAAAAAUUGGCUAGGAAAUAUUUGGACAACCCUCUUCAAAUUGAUUUGGUUGGUGAACAAGAGGAAAAGUUGGCUGAAGGAAUCAAACUCUAUGCCAUAUCAACAAAUGCAAGUUCAAAGCGAAGCAUUCUCAGUGAUCUUGUAACUGUUUAUGCAAAGGGUGGAAAGACAAUUAUUUUUACCCAAACUAAACGAGAUGCUGAUGAAGUCUCAAUGGCAUUAACAAGUAUUGUCGCUUCUGAGGCAUUGCAUGGGGAUAUAUCUCAGCAUCAGAGAGAGAGAACUUUAAAUGGAUUUAGGCAAGGAAAAUUUACAGUUCUCGUUGCCACUGAUGUCGCUUCUCGUGGACUUGAUAUUCCAAAUGUUGAUUUGAUUAUUCAUUAUGAAAUUCCAAAUGAUCCAGAAACUUUUGUACAUCGAUCUGGUCGUACAGGACGUGCAGGCAAGGAAGGUGUUGCUGUUCUAAUGUUCACCAACAGUCAAAGAAGAACAGUCAAAUCCAUUGAGCGUGAAGUGGGAUGCAGGUUUGAGUUUGUUAGUCCACCAGCUACUACAGAGGUUUUGGAAUCAUCAGCUGAGCAAGUAAUUGCUACUCUAGGUGGAGUUCACCCUGAGUCGGUGCAAUUUUUCACUCCAACUGCACAGAAAUUGAUUGACGAACAAGGGACAAGUGCCCUUGCUGCUGCACUGGCACAAUUGAGUGGAUUUUCUCAGCCUCCUUCGUCUCGCUCUCUUAUUACCCAUGAGCAGGGAUGGACAACAUUGCAACUGACCAGGGAUCCAACUUAUUCUAGAGGGUACCUGUCAGCUAGAUCUGUUACUGGUUUUCUUAAUGAUGUCUAUACUACUGCAGCUGAUGAAGUUGGAAAAAUACAUAUCAUUGCAGAUGAAAAGGUUCAAGGGGCAGUCUUUGAUCUUCCCGAAGAGAUUGCUAAAGAGUUUCUGAAUAAGGAAAUUCCACCUGGAAACACCAUUACCAAGAUCACGAAGUUGCCUUCAUUGCAAGAUGAUGGACCUCCAAGUGACUUCUAUGGAAGGUUUUCAAGCAGGGAUCGACCUGGUAGAGGAGGAGGUGGUAGAGGCCAAAGAGGAGGUUCUAGAUCCUCCUGGGGCCGGGGCGGCGGCGGCAGUAGAUUUUCUGAUGAUAACGAGGAUUCAUUUAGGCGCGAGGGUCGAAGCUUUUCAAGAAACAGCAGUGAUGAUUGGUUGAUAGGUGGUGGCAGAUCAAGCAGGCCUUCACCUCGGGGCAGGUUUUCAUCACCACGGGACAGGUCUUCACCACGUGACGGUAACAGAAGCUUUGGAGGUACGUGUUUUACGUGUGGGCGGUCCGGGCACAGAGCAUCAGAAUGUCCUAGCAAGUCGGGUUUCUAGUCACAUCACCUUCUAAACCAUGGUUUCAGGACACUUAACAAAGCGGAAGUUGCUGCGAUGGGAACUUUGUGCUACUCUUUUUGUUUGCAUACAUCGGUCCUGUUACGGGGAAAGAGUCGGGGAUCCAAUUUUCAAAUGCUCUUACUAGCCCUUUAUCCAUAUCCCUUAGUUUUGUAUUAUGAUCUGGAGCCUGACAUUAAAAUUAUUUGGUACUAGUUAGAAGGGUGAUCUAUUGUAAUAGAACUAUCUGACAGUGUUACAAAACUCUGAUAAGUCUUUAAUAGUAAGUAGUAACAGAAUGUUUAGCACUUUGUUGCUGGUUUUGCAGAA